GUUGUGUGGAGUGCCGUCGGGUUUAAAAUAUAUUCUAUUCUAUUAUUUUAUUAUCAUUUUCAAUAUAGUAAAUGUGUUGCCGAAAAGCUACAGAGUUUUGAGCGCGUAGCGAUAAUUUAUGAUAAACAUUCUUUUGUGUUUGAUAAUGAUUCUGAUGAAUUCUAUUGCUUUCGCAUUACGGUGUCAAACAUUUUGGUGACGAGUGAGUGGAAGUAGGCAAAGUGCGCAAUCAAAAAAAAAUAAUUAGAACGAAUUACAUGACAAAUACAAAGCAUAAGUGACGUAAAGUGCCGGUUGCGGAUGCGGAUGUGGAUGUAAAUGUAAAUGUAAAACAAAAAUAAUAUAAUGACAUGCAAGAAAAAUUAAAAUGAAAUAACAACAACAAUGCAAUAUUAAUAAAAAAUAUGAAAACAAUUUAAAUUUGAAAUAAACUUUAAGUGUGGCAGCGAUUUUUUAUUAUCAACAAUUAUAAAUAUAUAUGUAUGUAAAUAUAACUAAAUAUAAAUAUAUAUGCAAAGAAUUUGCAACAACAACAAAAAAGAACACGAAAUUAAGCAGUGAAUCACGCUGCGCUCGUUGGUCGGUGUAUAAUUUCGUCGAUAAAUAUUUGAAUUGCUUUUGUGACAGAUAGGAAAUAGCCGAGCAAACACGCUCGUACUUACACAUACAUAAGUGAGUUCGUAUGUACAUAAAUGUAUGCCGCUGUAUCAACUAAGCAAAGUAAAGUCAACGUAUGACAGACAGCUGAGCGUUUAGUGGAGAAACCGAAAUCGGAAAUAGCACAAAACAUUUGUGGCGUUUAGGUAAUAAGCGAAAAAAGAGUAAAUAGCAAAAUUCGCGAACGCGCGUGUGAAUUUGGAAUUUUUCGACGCUUUCAAUUGCUUUUAUUUUCACGCCUUCUUUUCUUUUUUUGGCACUUUUGUUUGCUUAAUAAUACAUUUAUUCUUGGUAAAGCACAUUUCUAAUGCUAAUAAAAGCGCCAUACAAAGUGCAUGAGUAAGCAGCUAAAGCAAGACAACAAAAACAAGCAAAAAGUUAUAAAAACUAAAAUACUUGUGCAAAUCGCCAAGCGGAAAUACCAUUUGACCCAACACUCGAGCGGGUGCAAGUGCCAGCCAGCUGAGCACAAAGCGGCGCACGAGAGCGUUGAUGAACAAUGCGACUGGAUGGGCAGCGCUUGCUACAGACUACACAAUAAUAACAGGCGCUGAGUGAGAAAAAUAGAUAAAUAAUUAUAUGAAAAGUAAUUAAUUAUAAAUUGAAAAGGAACAUUGAUGAAAUAUAAAUUGAAAGAAAAAUAUAUAAAAUAAAAGUAAAAUACAUAAUAUAAAAGAAAAAAAUUAUAAAAUAAAAGAAAAAUUUAUAAAUUAUAAUUUAAAAAUAAGAAUACAAUAAAUAAAAAAAUUUCAAAAAAAACGCUAGUGAAGUGCAAAAAAUUACUUACACCACGGAUCACAGGCCAUAAUAGCAAAAACAAGUGCACACAACUCGUACAAAAACAAUAAAAGAAAGGAUCAAAAUAGAAAAGUCGAAGAAAGAGCGGAAGUGGCAACACUAAAAUAACAUAAAUCAGCAGGCAGCACACAGCAUAGCGGCUUGGAGUGGCUCUGUCAUACACAACGACGUCCCUAGAAGCCCCGCUGUUAAGACGCUUCGACCUACCAGCAGCCGCUUCGCGGUGUCAUUGAGCUUUGGCCAAUACAGCUGGGGUGUGCUGAUUGCAUUGUUGAUGCACUAGCAGUGCAACACAAGCAUAAGUAGAACGAGUACAAGGAAGAAGAAGUACGCGCGUUCACAAGGAAAUGUGGUGGCAAUAAAGCAUACAUACAUACAUAUGUAUGUACACAAAAGCAAAAACGAAAAAAAAUUGUGUGCGCAACAGGAAGAGUUCUGCUUUCACGCGUGUGUAAACAGACAAAUAUUAUAUAUAAUUUUAGCCAACAAGUUGAGGCAAUUUGAAGCAAUUGGAGGCGGGAAUAAGAAGCAAACAAAACAAAUAAAGACAAAAUUUAUAUUUGCAGCUUUUUGUAUUCGAGAGAAGAAUAAAAAAAAACUUUGUAGUGAAAAAAAAAUUGCAGCCCCAGAAAAAAAAAUAAAAAAAUAUACAAACAAUUUUAUUAACGCCCAUAACGGAAAUCAACAACAACGACGUUUAAUAAAAUAAUAUUAUACAACAACAAUCAUAAUAAAAUACAAAAACAACAAGCGUAAGAAUAAAAGUCAGUAAUCAUAUCAGUAAACAAUCGGUCGUCUGCUGUAGUAGUCUCACAGACAAGAGAUAUAAAUAAAUAAAACGUCGAAGAUAGCAGCGCAGCGCAGCGCUCGUACUGCAACAAUUACAAUAAUAACAACAGUUAUCACAGUAAUAAACAGCAAACCAUACAAAUCGUCAGUCGAACGUCAGCAACAAAUCAACUCACACAAGUCAACAGAAGCGGAGUGUGAGUACACAUACAAAUAAACAUACACACUUGAGUACAAUAAAAAAAAAAAAAAACAAAUGAAAACACAAUCAGAACAUAUAAUAACACAAACCUAAAAGAAGGAAAAAAAAACAAAAACAACAAUAGUUCAACAAGCAGCUUCGUCAAGCACUAAGAAGAGAAAGGCAAUAGCAAUAGCAAUAACAACAAUCAUAGUCGCCCCAAAUUGUACGCGACUACAAACAAACAGACGGAAAACCGAACGUCCGAAAGGCGGAAAGGCAGAAAGCUAAGAAACGCAAUCGCAUAAGCACUGUAAGCAGCAAGCGAGAACACAAACAGAUAGCCAACCAAGCAGCUGGCUGGCUAUAUACGGCGGGCGGGAGUUAAGCAGGCGGACAAAGUCAACGCAGUCGACCAUUUAGCCCCCAACAAACGCCACCAAGCUUGGCCCUGUGUAUUGCACGCGCAGCCGGCAGACAACUGUGUUCUGGAUCUGGACAUAUCCGCUUCCGCAUUGUGUUUGGCUUCGCAUUUCUGUUCUGUUCUUUUACGCUUCGUUACACACAUGUGUACGUAGUUACAUAGUAGUUCGUUUACGUCUUUUGGCAUUUUGGUUUUGGCAAAGAAGACGGUCGCCAACAAGUCCGCGUAGACUACAUAUGCUACACACACACAUCUAACGUUUUGUUGUUAGCGGAAAAAAUAGAAAACUUGAUAUUUAUUGGUUUCUCAGGAGCGGGCUCCAUUUAAGCAUAAGAAACGUUGUAGCAGUUCAACUUUACAUGCAACAUAUUGUACUUUAAGAUCGGUUCGUGUACAUUCGUUCGGUCGUUCGUUCGUUGUGGUUUACACUACAGCUAGCCAGCUAGCAGCUAGCGCAACUUGAUUAGCAGCGAGCAGCGAGCAGUGAGCAGCUUAUUGGGCGACCCAGCGACCCAGUGUCGCAGCAGUCGUAUUUCCGUGUGGCGUUGGUCAACACAAACAAUUAAAAUCGUGCACGCGUCUCUGGUUCAAAAUGAAAAUGCUUCCCGUACAGCUGUCGUUGAAUCCGCAGCUCGGUCUGUGGGGUGAUAUGUUGUGGCGUUGCCCGCCGGCGCCCUCCAGCCAAUUGGCUGAAUUGAAGACACAAUUGCCGCCAUCGUUGCCAUCCGAUCCGCGUUUGUGGGGUCGCGAAGAUGUCACCGUCUUUUUACGCUUCUGCGAACGUGAAUUCGAUCUGCCGAAAGUGGAUCAUGAUCUCUUCCAAAUGAACGGCAAAGCGCUUUGCCUGCUAACACGCGCCGAUUUCGGUCACCGCUGUCCGGGCGCUGGUGAUGUAUUACACAAUGUGCUACAAAUGCUCAUCAUCGAAUCCCACAUGAUGCAAUGGCAUUUACCCAACAGUCCGGUCACACCGACCAGUCGUUAUCCUUUGUCGCCGCAUAGCCAUCCACAGACGCCCACAUGGCCACCAAUCGGCGCACCACCGGACAGCCCAUUUCACAAUGCGCAUAUGCAUCACUUUAUGGCACCCAAUUCGGUAACGCUCAGCCCGCCGCCGUCGGUGGACUCACAAGCCAGCAGCCCGCCACAAAGCCAGGAACAAAAUUUGGCAGUUGCCGCCGCCGCCGCAGCAGCGGCCGCUACCGCUUCUGUGAGCGCUGCCAGCACGAGCAGCAGCAGUAGUAGUAGCACCAGUAGCGGUAGCAGUAACAGCGGUUUGGGCGUGACCAGCAGCACCGCCAACGGUAAUCUGCUUCCACCAGCCAUCUCGGUAACAAUGAGUAACGGCAACAGUUACCCAGCACAUCAUGCGACCGCCAGCACAGGCGCCAGCAGCAAUCAAUCCGAUUCGGAUGAGGAAGGCAGUUACUCAGAGCUGGCAGCGGCCAAUAGUUUGUCCAAAAACAGCGCAGCGGCAGCAGUUGUAGCAGCACAUUAUAGCGCCAGUCCGCCAACAACGCCUAUAUUAAAGGAUAUGCCACAGAGCUUAUCGCAACAGAUUACAAACAGUUUUGUCAAUUCAUGGUCACAGAACCAGGCGGCACAGGCCAUGAGCCAGAAGUAUCAGCCGAAUGGCAGUAGCGGCGGUUCAGUUUCGGCGCCGACGACGCCCAGCUAUAUGCAGCCUGUGAAACGCGAAUUCUUCCCGGAAACCACAGAACCCAAUACAAAUGGUCGUUUGCUAUGGGAUUUCUUGCAACAAUUGCUCAACGAUCGCAAUCAGAAGUACAGCGAUUUGAUCGCGUGGAAGUGUCGCGACACAGGCGUCUUCAAGAUCGUCGAUCCCGCCGGUUUGGCCAAACUGUGGGGCAUACAAAAGAAUCAUCUCUCCAUGAACUAUGAUAAAAUGUCACGCGCGCUACGCUACUAUUAUCGCGUCAAUAUACUGCGCAAGGUCCAGGGCGAACGCCACUGCUACCAGUUUCUGCGCAAUCCAACCGAGCUCAAGAACAUCAAAAAUAUUUCGCUGCUCCGACAAUCCGUUGCCGGCAAUAGCGGUGCAACAACCGCAGCUAGUGGUGCUAAUAAUGCCAACGGCGCCAAUAACAGCAAUAGCAACAAUAAUAACAAUACAAAUAACGGUAACAACAGCAAUCAGUCACCCAGUACAAAUUUGAACAGUACAAAUUGGACUUUGCCGCAUCCACAAUCGCCGCAGCGUCACCCAGCCGCGCACGGCAGUAACGGUAAUGGCAACAGCAGCGCCAACAACAGCCUGAGUCACAGCCACAAUCACAGCAAUGGCCUCAACAGUCCGCACAUGAGUCUACCUGCAAUUUCACAAUCCGCCGCAGCCGCUGCUGUAGCCGCCGCAGCUGCGGCCGCCUACGGUCCACCACCCACAUCGCCGCUCUUCAUGCACGCCAUCAACGGUGCCUUCCAAUACCUAUCGAACCCGACGGGCGCACCGCCCAACUCGCCCGCAAUGCCACACACCCCAAGCGAAAAAUUUCAAUUCGGCGCCUUAAAAGUGGAACACAACAGUGGGUCGCGUUCGCCCGAUCACGGUGACGAAAUGAAACCCACGGAUCUCAGCGUCUCAGGCAAUAGCACCGAAAAGCGGCCUUACUCAAGCCCCUCGGCGGAGGAUUGCUAUCCACUCAUACGUAACGCUGACGGUCUGACCACAAUCAAGCUAAUACGCUACAAUAAUGAGAGCCAUGAAUCAAGCGCCGCCAAGCAAACCGCGCACGAACAACAACAACAACACCACCAGCAACAGCAGCAAUCGCAUACCGAACAGCAACAACAAGCGGAACAGCAACACCAACAACAGCACACCCCCAUGGAUCAUAUGGACAAUGAGGGCAAUGAUGAGGACAGCGUGCAUGCUGCUGCCACUGCAGAUAGCAAUAAAUAUGGCGCCGCCAAUCUAAUGCCAACCGAUCUGCGCAAGUAAACGACGUGUAGGAGAGACACAGUGAUAGGAGCUAACUAAUAUGACAAUAUGCAACAAGAAGACGAUGGUGUGCCGAACCAAAAGUAAUUACAUACGUGCAUCUAAGUUGCUGACACACACACACACAACAAUAACAACAACGCCAGGACAAUCAUUCAUAGUUAAGUGGAGAGUGCUGUGAGAGGUGUGUGGGCGCGAGAGAGCAACUCAGGUGUGCGCUUAAUGAGAGAUGGCAGGCAAUUAGUGAUAGUGAUGUGAGAAAACUAUUGCAGUGCCCAAUAACUGUUUGGAGAAGUCUACAAAAAAGUCUACAAAAAAGUCUACAGCAAAGUCUCCAUAAAAGUUCUUCUGCUCCAGUGUGCCAAAUCUACGUUUGUAUGUAAGCUCAAGCAUCGUCCAAGUUGCAUGAAAUUCAAUAAUUCACAAUUCCACGGGAAUUCAUACCAGCGUCGGCAAGUGAUCGUGUUCCGCUCAGCUAUGAUUCAUUUGCGCUGACGCUGUUGUUGCACUUCGGUCAAAUUAACAGCUGUUUAUGUAUGUAAGUGGCAAGAAGUUGCACAUUUUUAUUAUUAUUUAAUUAUAUGCCGUAUUGAUGUAGUGAUUGGAAGUGUGCAAGCACACAGGCAGAUAUUUGCAAACAAAUACAUACUUACAUGCAUAGUAUGUCUAGAAAAGCUUAGAUUUAUAUGUGUGUAGGAGAGUAUAUAAAAUCAUUAUUAUAUUAAUUGCAAAUGUCUGCAUUAAUUAUAUACAUACAUAUUUUGUAUGCACAUAUGCAUAUAUUAUAUAAAUAUAUAGAGUAUAUACAUAUAUACAUAGAACAUAGUUAAGCGUUUUGUAUAGUUUGUAAAUGUUAGACGCGUAUAUUUAUGUUUAGAUGCAUAGAUUAUACUAAUAUAUUAUACAUAUAUACUAUAAGGAAAUAUAAAUAAUAUAUAUAUAUGAAAGUAUAUAUUUACAAUAACUAUAACUGUGUAACAAAUAGAUUACAUACAUAUAUACACUUGCAUACAUAUAAAUUGACAAAAUAAUUAACAUUACCGUUAUUUAUAUGCAUAAAUGCAUAGAUAAAAAAAUGUUAUAUAUAAAUAGUAUAUACAUAUAUACAUAUAGUAUGUAUAUAUGUAAUACUAAAAUUAAGGAUUAAUAUACUCAUUAAUAAUUCAAAAACAGAAAUUCGAACACUCAGAGACACAGACACACACUCACACAUAUAUACAUAAUGAACAGCAACUAAUUUUUAUAUAGUAUAUGUAAAAUGCAUUAAAACUUACAUAUACAUAUGUAUAUAUGUAUGUAUACUUGCUAAUUUAAGCCAAUUUAAAAUUGUAGUUUUUGUUUUGUUUUCUUUGUAAAUAGUGCAAUUUUUCGAAAACUGUUGUCGUAUUUGAACAUUUUUAUAUGAAAAAGCUCAGUUCUGUCAAAUUGUUAUUGACUUGUGUGAAUGAAUCGCAGAAAACUGCGAAAGCUCUGCAUUCAAGGUCAAGCAAACUGCGUACAAACGAUGCUAGAGGAAGGAAAAUGAGCAGAAGGACAUGACAACUGAGCUUUGAAAGCUUAGAUACAAGCAAGUUAUAGAGCUUUUUGAGCAAUAAAAGCUCAUAUGGUCAUUUUAAGCGAAUAAAAAUUGAGCAGAAGGACAUGACAACUGAGCUACUUGGAUACCAACAAGCCACAGAGCUUUUUGAUCAGUGAAAGCUCGUAUGGUCGUUUUAAGCGACAAAGUAAUGUUUGUCUAACACGAGUUUAAGGAUAUCAGUUUAAAGCUUUUUUUAUGCACAUCUUAAGCAAGCAAGCUAAAAGUCAAUAUAGUACUAAGCUUUUGCAAGAUUUAAACAGGUUAUCUUAGACUGACAAGCACAUGAAUAUUUGCAAAUAAAAGUCAGUGUGAAAACUGAACAAAAGCAUUAGUAUGAAUGCUUAAAAUCAAACACUUACAUAAAGCUCAAACCUCGAGCUUUCAAAACUUAAAGUUGGUUAUUGCUAAGCUUGCAAGUUUAAGUAGUUUAAGUGCGUAAGCUUAAAUACGCUCAAUUGUUUUCAAAACUUUGUCUCAAAAUUGUGGAAAGCUCAAAGGAUACAUUUUCAGAGCUUAAAGCAAUAAAUUCUUAAUGUAAUUGAAUUUCGUGAACAAUAUUAAUAGAGAAAAUCUUGUUAUUUACGCUGAAAAGCUAUGUGGUCGUUCAAAAGCUCAUGAUUACAUCAAUUUUAAAUUUUUCAAAGCUCACAAAAUUGUUUUUGCAGCAAACCAAGCCUAAUCUUUUUAGCCAAUUUUGAAAGCUUUGCUUUGCAGUUUUAUAAAGCUUUAGCCUUGAAAAUGAUAAAGUAGGGACAAAUUGACAAGUUAAUUUGCACAUUUUUUUGACAUUUUACUGCAAUUUCGUUUACAGAAAGCUUUCCAAAAGCUUUUUGGUAGUCUCAAGCUGCAAUAAUAAUUUGAAAACUCACUGGGAGUUUCACAAAAGUUCUGAAUACAGCAUUUUUCGAGAAUUUUGCAUAGCUAUUACAUAAUUAUUCUUUUCUUAAACUGAGUGUUUUUUGAAACUCGCUCAAGUUGUCGUUUUUCGGACAACCAUACGAGGGGUGUAAUGUGCCAAUUACAAUUUAAUAAAUAAAUAGUAAUUUUUAAUCGAAAAUAUGCUUUUUCGCAUACAAAUAUAUGAAUACGUGUAAAUUUUAGUAUAAAAGUUUAUAUAUUUUAAAAUAAAUUUCAAUUUCUUCCAAGCACUUGCUAACCUUACUUUUAGUAACAACACCAGAAAAACAAAAAAUAAUUAUUAGCAAUUACUAAAUAUUUUCAAGAUGUAAAAUUAAACUAUAUACAUACAUACAUACAAAAAAAUAUAUUAUUUUGCUGUAGUCCACAUAAGUGAUCCUUUUUAAGCUUUACAAUAACGCCUCGGAACAGGUUUCAGCAAUGGCGACAAUUACACACACACGCAUACACACAUACACACAAACACACAUAGGCACGCGCAUAUGUACAUAUAUGCAACAAACAAACAUACAUACAUAUAUUAUAUACGUAUGUACAUAUGUGUAGCAUACAUAUGUAUAAAUAAGUAUAAAAACAGUUAAAGUUGACAUAGAAGGUAAAUAUUUGUUUUUAUUGUUGUUUGUAGUUGAAAAAGAAAUUUAAAAAUUAAAUUAAAUUUUGAAAUUUCAAAAAAAACGAAUGCUUGACGUUUUCACAGUUAUAACAAAUAUGAAUAUAACAACAAAAUAACUAAAAAAUUCUCUUUUAAGCUUUGCACAUAAUUUUUAAGUUAAAUAUCUUAAAAUACUCCAAACACACACACACAAAUACACACACGCAUACAGUUAAAAUGCUAGCGGUUUUUGUUUUUCAAAUACAUACAUACAUACAUAUUUACAUGCAUAUGCUUAUGUAUACAUACAUAUGUAUAUGGUAUGUAUGUAGAUUAGCAAUGUACAAACAACAAAAACCACGCAAAAGGUAUUAAAAAUAAUUAUUGUUUUAUUAAAAAAAAAUUAAAUACAAAAAUUUUUCAGCAAAAAAACAAAUGUGAUAGAAAAAUAUGAAAAAGUUGAAGUUUGCAUACAGACAUAAAAACAUACAUAUGUACAUAUGUAGGAAUGCAAACCAAUGCCUUGGCGCCUAAGCAUUUUAAAUUUUAUUAAUUUUUUUUUUCAUUUUUUUUUAAUUUUUUUAUUUAAAAUUUUUUUCAAAUUU
Molecule: messenger RNA, 9502 nt
Organism: Bactrocera neohumeralis
Lineage: Eukaryota; Metazoa; Arthropoda; Insecta; Diptera; Tephritidae
Gene: aop
Product: ets DNA-binding protein pokkuri
Exons: 4
Coding region: 3442-5808 (788 amino acids)
Biological process (GO): cell differentiation; regulation of transcription by RNA polymerase II
Cellular component (GO): nucleus
Molecular function (GO): DNA-binding transcription factor activity, RNA polymerase II-specific; sequence-specific DNA binding
Source: RefSeq, a predicted model, not a curated record